Messenger RNA from Paralichthys olivaceus (Japanese flounder), 1181 nucleotides. Lineage: Eukaryota; Metazoa; Chordata; Actinopteri; Pleuronectiformes; Paralichthyidae. The record is from RefSeq and is a predicted model, not a curated record.
GUCCGUUCUGACGCAUCUCACACAUCCAACAGCAUCAACCUUUGUAUGUCAGGCUCCCCUCUCUGGUCUUCACUCUCUCUCCUCCCCUGUGGUGGUAAAAAUUGCCGGCUUGACUGACGAUGACAUCUUUUUAAAUGGAUGCCAUUGUGCUGCCUCAAAGGACUCAGCCAGCUCGCAUCAGGCGCUACUCAGAGGCGAUGACACUGCCGGACUCUUUCAUCCAACGCCAGCAGCUGGACGCCAGCAUGGCUGACACCUUCCUGGAGCAUCUCUGUCUUCUGGACAUCGACCAGGAGCCAAUCACAGCGCGCAACACCAGCAUCGUCUGCACUAUCGGUCCUGCGUCGCGAUCAGUCACCAAACUGCAGGAGAUGGUCAAAGCAGGGAUGAACAUCGCUCGUCUGAAUUUCUCCCAUGGAUCACAUGAAUACCACGGUGAAACCAUCAAAAACAUCAGAGAGGCGGUGGAGACGAUCACUUCCGACCCCUUGUAUUACCGGCCGGUCGCCAUCGCCUUGGAUACGAAGGGUCCAGAGAUCCGCACUGGAUUAGUGAAAGGGAAAGUGGAGGAGGAGGUGGUGCUGGAGAAAGGCAGCAGUGUUCGUGUGGUGACAGCAGAGAGUGACAAAGACAAAACAGAUGGAAAGAUUAUCUGGGUGGACUAUCCCAGCCUCCCCAAAGUCCUCCAGAAAGGAGGAAAGAUUUACAUUGACGACGGCCUCAUCGGACUCAGAGUCACAGAAAUAGGCCCUGACUGGGUGGACACUAAGGUGGAGGCUAGCGGGCUGCUCUGCAGUUGCAAAGGCGUUAACCUCCCCGGCUGCGACCUGAUCGGCCUGCAGGCUGUCAGCGAGCGGGACAAGUCCGACCUGAGGUUCGGGGUCUCCCAGGGUGUGGACAUGGUGUUUGCCAGCUUCAUACGCUCGGCCCAGGACGUCAAGGAUGUACGGCGUGUUCUUGGGGCACAUGGACGAGAAAUCAAAGUGAUCAGCAAGGUGGAGAGCCGGCAGGGGGUCCAGAAUUUUGAGGAGAUCCUGGCUGAGAGUGACGGUGUAAUGGUUGCCAGGGGCGACCUGGGGAUCGAGAUCCCAGCAGAAAAAGUCUUCAUCGCCCAGAAGAUGAUGAUUGGGCGCUGCAACUCUGCCGGCAAGCCUGUCAUCUGUGCCACGCAGUUCGAGUAA